Entrophospora sp. SA101 is the source of this 346-nucleotide messenger RNA. NCBI's taxonomy places the organism in Eukaryota, Fungi, Glomeromycota, Glomeromycetes, Entrophosporales, Entrophosporaceae. The record is from the annotation of a GenBank genome assembly.
UGGAAUGGUAUAUGUAUAUUUUGCUAGAAAUUACAAUGGAAAUAUACAUCUUUCCCAUAAAUUGUCAAUAUGGGAGAAUCUAGAAACAUCUACUAAUAUCCUUGAUUAUAAAAACAUAUAUAAAAAUAAUAUUACUUCUUUAACAUCAAAAACACCCAAUUCUACAGGUCCUGUAACAUCACUUUCUUGGACAUCAGAUGGACAUGCUAUUGCUGUAGGUUGGCAGAAUGAAGGAUUGGCCAUAUGGAGUGUUUAUGGAAAAUUAUUAAUGACUACAAUACGAGAUGAUUGGCCCAAUUCAAUCCCAAAUAAUCAAGACAAAUUUUUAAAUGGAGUAAAUGAUCUU